Medioppia subpectinata is the source of this 1017-nucleotide messenger RNA. The record is from the annotation of a GenBank genome assembly. Lineage: Eukaryota; Metazoa; Arthropoda; Arachnida; Sarcoptiformes; Oppiidae.
CUCUCAGUCAAGCCCUGUUACGACGGGUGGGCUUAUGACACAACAUUUUACGAACAAACGGCUGUUACAGCUCUAGAUCUAGUCUGCGAUCAAAGUCAUUACGUGAAUAUGAUUUUAUCGGUUGGAAAUUUUGGCACAAUUAUAGGAACGCCAUUCUUUGGUUGGCUCUCCGAUAACAUAAAUUUGAUACAGAAUCGGAAGAAAAAGGACUUUUCAAAAUCGGUGGGCGCACGAUCUAGGACAUAUCUCAACGGUAUCGCAUGUCUGGCAUGGGUGGGAGGCCUCUGUACACUCCCAUUAAUUGCAUAUUUAACCAGACAUUGGGUUACCUUAAAUAUAGUCACCUCUAUUACAAUCAUCCCAUACUUCUUCUGUUGGAAAUUGCUUCCCGAGUCUCCGCGUUGGCUAAUCAUAAAUGAGAAAUACGCUGAAGCGGAGAAACAAUUGCUGGAUAUGGCGGCCACUAAUGGCAAACCAGCGCCUAAAGACUUGAUCCAUAAAUUAAAAAGUGUUGGCAAAAGCCUAAACGCCGACGACUCGGAAAAAGUGAAUAACGCUUUUCUAUUAUUCGUUAAAAAGCCGGGCCUUCGGCGCAACGUAUCGCUGGUGACACUGAAUUGGAUGUGUUGUGCGGCCGUCUAUUUCGGCAUUCAUCUCAAUCUAUAUAACUUUUCUGGCAAUGAAUUUCUCAACUUCUUUCUACUGUCAGCCAUUGAAUUUCCCGCCUAUUUGUUCGGCUGGUAUCUAAUCGGCACCCGAAUGGGUCGGCGCUGGUCUUUAUCCGCGUUCGUCAUAUUCUGUGGGUUUUCUCUAUGCGUGCCGUCAGUAGUUCCCGAAGAAUACGCUUUUGUCACUAACAUUAUGGCAAUGGCGGGCAAAUUCUGUACCACUCUAGCGUUUAUGGUGGUCUACCAACAGGGGGCUGAGCUCUACCCCACACCUAUCAGGAAUCAGGGGUUGGGCAUCGGCUCUAUGGCCUCGUCAGUGGUCGGCAUAUUUAUGCCAUAUUUGAUAUUU